AUGUCCGACACAAAACAACAGAUCCUAAUUGUUGAACCAAAAAAUGAGUUGAAUACUGAAGUUCGUUUAAACAUUAUUAUUACCUCGAUGAUAAAUUUGUCCAACCAACUGGAUACUUUAGUGUGCUUAGAGAUGAAAACAACCGUACCUAAGCGUUAUUGUGUUAGAUUGAGCAGUGGGAUGGUGAAACCUAUAGAAACCCGCUCGGUUACUGUUAUGCUUCAACCAUUUAGUGAAAAGACAAAACAUAAGUUUAUGAUCCAAAGCAUGAUUUUCCCUGAGGAUUGUGACAAUUUUGAGAAUGCGGAUCCUGUCAAAAUCAUGAACUUGAAACUUUUAAAAAUGGCUGGAGGGCUUAUCGUUAUACCGAGACAUGAAUUAUUGUUUGAAGGACCGUUUACCCAGACAGUUCAGUCUACCGUCACUCUGAAGAAUCCGUCAACCGUAAUCUACUUUAAGCUCCAGGCAUCUUUUACGCGUUUCUUUGCAUCACCAACCACUGGGGUUAUUGAACCAGAUGGAAAGACACGAGUUACUGUUGUGGUUUAA
This is a messenger RNA of Echinostoma caproni, 549 nucleotides long. Lineage: Eukaryota; Metazoa; Platyhelminthes; Trematoda; Plagiorchiida; Echinostomatidae. The record is from the annotation of a GenBank genome assembly.